Molecule: messenger RNA, 1920 nt
Organism: Lycium ferocissimum
Lineage: Eukaryota; Viridiplantae; Streptophyta; Magnoliopsida; Solanales; Solanaceae
Product: UDP-glycosyltransferase 86A1-like
Exons: 3
Coding region: 202-1653 (483 amino acids)
Molecular function (GO): UDP-glycosyltransferase activity
Source: RefSeq, a predicted model, not a curated record
AUUUAAAAAUUAGAGAACUGAGGUCUUUCUUUUUUUUAAAAAGCAUAGACAUGACUUUCAACUUUUUCCCAUAGGCAAUAAAGGCCACUACAUUCUCUCUUUGUAACUUCAUCUAGCUAUCCAAGAACCUGUUUGAGAAACUACAAUUUCUGGACAAAAUCUAUUUUUACUCCCCUGAAAAGAGGUUACAGGCACAAAGAUAUGGAACCAGAAGAAAACAUAAAACCUCAUGCCAUAAUGAUACCAGUACCUCUACAAGGCCACAUUGUACCAUUCAUCAAUCUUGCAAUAAAGCUUGCAUCAAAGGGUCUCACCAUAACUUUUGUCAACACACAAAAAACUCAUCAAAGGUUGAUGAAAGCUCGAUCAAUCUCUGAAAACUCUCCGGAUUACGACAUUUUCUCCGAGGCACGAAAGUCUGGCCUUGACAUUCGAUACACAACGAUAUCCGAUGGUUUCCCACUGAAUUUCGAUCGGAUGGGGAAACACGAUCAGUUCCUGGAAGGGUUGUUCCAUGUUUUCUCAGCACAUGUGGAUGAACUCGUGGGAAAUCUUGUCAAUUCUCACCAUAAUCCUCCAGCUUCUUGCCUAAUAGCUGACAGUUUCUAUGUUUGGCCAUCAGAGAUUGCCAAGAAAUAUAACCUUGUUAACAUAUCAAUGUGGACUGAACCAGCUCUGGCAUUUACAAGCUACUAUCAUAUGGACCUCUUAAAAAUUAAUGGUCACUUUGGUUGUCAAGAUAAUCGUGAGGACACGAUACAUUAUAUACCAGGUGUUGAGGCUAUUGAACCGGGAGAUCUUCCUUCAUACAUUCAAGAUCCCGAGCCAUGGGGUAUAAUGCACCGGUACAUGUUCAAGUCACUUGAAGAUGCACGGAAAGCGGACAUGAUCAUCUGCAACACGGUACAAGAACUAGAGUCCUCAACAAUUUCAGCUCUACAAGAGAAAAAACCAUUUUAUUCAGUAGGACCAAUUUUCCCAAAAGGCUUCACCAGAAGCACCAUUCCGACAAACCUAUGGGCCGAAUCAGACCCCAUCCAGUGGCUAAACAGUAAACCAAAAGGUUCAGUUAUGUACAUUUCAUUUGGAAGUCUUGCAAAUAUUAGUAGACAAGAUAUUCUUGAAAUGGCUCAUGGACUUCUACUUAGUAGAGCUAGUUUUAUUUGGGUGCUUCGUCCCGAUAGCACAUGGACUGAGGAAAGUAUUCUUUUGCCAUCAAGAUUUGAGGACGACAUAAAAGACAGGGGAUUAGUUGUGCCAUGGUGUAGCCAAAUCGAUGUAAUUUCACAUCCGGCUAUCGGAGGAUUCUUGACACAUUGCGGAUGGAAUUCUGUUUUGGAGAGUAUUUGGUGCAAAGUUCCAAUGUUGUGUUUUCCUAUAUUCACUGAUCAAUUGACUAACAGGAAACUUGUGGUUAGUGAGUGGAAAGUUGGUUUAGAUCUUUGCAGUGGAAGAAUCCUCAGAAAACAAGAAAUUGCACGCAAAAUCGACUGUUUCAUCACUGAAGCCGAUAAAUUAAGGAUCAAUCUAGAGGAAACAAGGAAGAAGCUUGAAGAUGCAUUAUCCGAAACGGAUCUUCAGGAAGAAAUUACAAACAAUUUAUCUGUGACCUCAAGUCCAAAAUUCUGCAUAAAGGCAAGAUUAACUAGAUAGCUUACUUCAAGUAUGGUAAGGAGAAAAAUAUCUGUAUUGGAACGAAAUGCAUACUACAUAUGAUCCAUACAACGGAUCCCAACUUAGUUCCGGAUUGAAGCUUAGUCCACUGAUUGAUUGAACAAGAAUAAAUAUAUUAAUGAUCACGCCCUUCUUCACAUGUAACUAUAACUCCAUAAUAAGUCAAAUCAAACUCGGAUCCAGGAUUUGAACAUUAUGGAUUCGAGUUUGAGAUCUACCACAUCCCAUUACUGGGUUUGAAAUCUA